UACGAGUUCCCCCCGAAUCACAAUGCCGGCAACACCGGUGCGUGCUUCAAGUACUCGAAUAAGCAGACGUACAUCAUCAAGAUCAGUGGCUGAUGAUCAGCCAUCAACUUCGUCUGCGGUGGCUCCACCUCCUUCACCCAUUGCCAUAGAAACUGAUGAAGAUGCGGUAGUUGAGGAGGAGAAAAAGAAGAAAAAGACAUCAGAUGAUUUGGAAAUUAUCACUCCAAGAACUCCAGUCGAUCGGCGAAUUCCCUACAUUUGCUCGAUUCUUUUGACUGAAAAUCGAUCGAUUCGCGAUAAAUUGGUUCUGAGCAGCGGUCCAGUUCGUCAAGAAGAUCACGAAGAACAGAUUGCUCGAGCUCAACGGAUACAGCCAGUUGUCGAUCAAAUUCAACGAGUCGAGCAAAUCAUACUCAAUGGUUCAGUGGAAGAUAUUCUGAAAGAUCCUCGAUUCGCAGUAAUGGCAGAUCUCACAAAAGAACCACCACCAACACCUGCACCUCCUCCUCCAAUCCAGAAGACAAUGCAACCGAUUGAGGUGAAAAUUGAGGAUUCAGAGGGCUCAAAUACGGCUCAACCGAGUGUUCUGCCCAGUUGUGGAGGAGGAGAGACGAAUGUGGAAAGAGCCGCCAAAAGAGAAGCGCAUGUAUUGGCUCGAAUCGCCGAGCUCCGUAAGAACGGCUUAUGGUCGAACAGUCGUCUGCCAAAGUGCGUCGAACCUGAACGUAAUAAAACGCAUUGGGAUUAUCUACUGGAAGAGGUCAAAUGGAUGGCAGUUGAUUUCCGAACCGAGACGAAUACGAAGCGAAAAAUCGCCAAAGUUAUAGCUCACGCCAUUGCGAAACAGCACCGCGACAAGCAGAUCGAGAUUGAGAGAGCCGCCGAACGGGAGAUCAAGGAGAAGCGAAAAAUGUGUGCAGGAAUCGCGAAGAUGGUACGGGAUUUCUGGUCGUCUACGGAUAAAGUUGUGGAUAUUCGAGCGAAGGAAGUUCUGGAGUCGAGGCUCAGGAAGGCGAGAAAUAAGCAUUUGAUGUUUGUAAUUGGACAAGUCGAUGAAAUGAGCAAUAUUGUGCAAGAAGGACUUGUUUCAUCGUCGAAAUCCCCAUCAAUUGCAUCGGAUCGAGAUGAUAAAGAUGAAGAAUUCAAAGCACCUGGCUCUGAUUCAGAAUCUGACGAUGAGCAGACAAUUGCAAACGCGGAAAAGUCACAGAAAAAGGAAGAUGUUCGACAGGAAGUUGAUGCUCUUCAAAACGAGGCAACUGUGGAUAUGGAUGACUUUUUGUACACUUUACCGCCGGAAUAUCUGAAGGCUUAUGGUCUGACGCAGGAGGAUUUGGAGGAGAUGAAGCGCGAGAAAUUGGAGGAGCAGAAGGCUCGGAAGGAAGCUUGUGGUGAUAAUGAGGAGAAAAUGGAGAUUGAUGAAAGCCCAUCAUCAGAUGCUCAAAAGCCUUCCACCUCAAGCUCAGAUCUCACCGCCGAGCAGCUUCAAGAUCCAACAGCUGAAGACGGCAACGGUGAUGGUCAUGGUGUACUUGAAAACGUGGAUUACGUGAAGCUCAACAGUCAGGAUAGUGAUGAACGACAACAAGAGUUGGCGAAUAUCGCAGAAGAAGCGCUGAAAUUCCAGCCAAAAGGAUAUACACUUGAGACGACACAAGUCAAGACGCCCGUACCAUUCCUGAUUCGAGGACAACUGAGAGAAUAUCAAAUGGUUGGAUUGGAUUGGAUGGUUACACUUUAUGAGAAGAAUUUGAAUGGAAUUCUUGCCGACGAGAUGGGCCUGGGAAAGACGAUUCAAACGAUUUCCCUGCUGGCUCAUAUGGCUUGUAGUGAAUCGAUUUGGGGACCACACUUGAUUGUUGUGCCGACGUCUGUCAUUCUGAAUUGGGAGAUGGAGUUCAAGAAAUGGUGUCCGGCUCUGAAGAUUUUGACGUAUUUUGGUACGGCGAAGGAGCGUGCCGAGAAGCGGAAGGGAUGGAUGAAGCCGAAUUGUUUCCAUGUGUGCAUCACAUCAUACAAGACGGUUACUCAAGAUAUUAGAGCUUUUAAGCAGAGGGCCUGGCAGUACCUAAUUCUCGAUGAAGCUCAAAAUAUCAAAAACUGGAAGUCCCAACGUUGGCAGGCUCUUCUGAAUGUCCGUGCUCGACGUCGCCUUCUCCUGACCGGAACUCCACUUCAGAACUCUCUAAUGGAACUGUGGUCGUUGAUGCAUUUUUUGAUGCCAACAAUAUUCUCAAGUCAUGAUGAUUUCAAGGAUUGGUUCUCGAAUCCGUUGACAGGGAUGAUGGAAGGAAAUAUGGAAUUCAAUGCUCCACUAAUCGGACGACUUCACAAAGUGCUCCGUCCGUUUAUUCUGCGGCGGCUCAAGAAGGAAGUUGAGAAGCAGCUGCCAGAGAAGACUGAGCAUAUUGUGAAUUGUUCGUUGUCAAAGCGGCAGAGAUACCUGUACGAUGACUUUAUGAGUCGUAGAUCAACAAAGGAGAAUCUAAAGUCUGGAAAUAUGAUGUCGGUGCUCAACAUUGUGAUGCAACUCCGAAAAUGUUGUAAUCAUCCGAAUCUCUUCGAGCCGCGGCCAGUUGUUGCUCCGUUCGUCGUUGAGAAGCUUCAGCUCGAUGUUCCGGCUCGUCUCUUUGAAAUUUCGCAGCAAGAUCCCUCCUCCUCCUCAGCUAGUCAAAUUCCGGAAAUUUUCAAUUUAUCCAAAAUCGGCUAUCAAUCUUCCGUUCGAUCUGCAAAACCACUCAUCGAAGAGCUUGAAGCAAUGAGCACUUAUCCGGAGCCACGAGCACCAGAAGUUGGCGGAUUUCGGUUCAAUCGGACGGCUUUUGUUGCAAAGAAUCCGCAUACGGAAGAGUCGGAGGACGAAGGUGUUAUGAGAAGUCGUGUUCUGCCAAAACCAAUUAAUGGAACAGCUCAACCACUUCAAAAUGGAAAUUCAAUACCACAAAAUGCUCCAAAUCGUCCACAAACUUCAUGCAUUCGUUCAAAAACCGUCGUAAAUACAGUUCCACUGACCAUCUCCACCGAUCGAAGUGGUUUUCAUUUUAAUAUGGCCAAUGUUGGAAGAGGUGUUGUUCGUUUGGAUGAUUCAGCACGUAUGAGCCCACCGCUCAAACGUCAGAAGCUCACCGGAACUGCAACGAAUUGGAGUGAUUAUGUUCCGCGACACGUUGUUGAAAAGAUGGAAGAAUCGAGAAAAAACCAGCUGGAAAUUGUUCGAAGGCGAUUUGAGAUGAUUCGUGCUCCGAUUAUUCCACUGGAAAUGGUUGCGCUGGUUCGAGAGGAAAUUAUUGCAGAAUUUCCACGUUUGGCUGUGGAAGAGGACGAGGUUGUGCAGGAGAGGCUUUUGGAGUAUUGCGAGUUGUUGGUGCAAAGAUUCGGAAUGUACGUCGAACCAGUGCUGACCGAUGCUUGGCAGUGUCGUCCAUCAUCGUCUGGUCUUCCAUCAUAUAUUCGCAACAAUUUAUCAAAUAUCGAGCUGAAUUCUCGUUCUCUUCUCCUCAACACCUCCACUAAUUUCGAUACCCGAAUGUCGAUCUCACGUGCUCUUCAAUUCCCAGAACUCCGUCUGAUCGAGUACGAUUGUGGAAAGCUUCAGACGUUGGCUGUUCUGCUUCGUCAGUUGUACCUGUACAAGCACAGAUGUCUGAUCUUCACGCAAAUGUCAAAGAUGCUCGACGUUCUGCAGACCUUCCUUUCUCAUCACGGUUAUCAGUAUUUCCGCCUCGACGGUACCACUGGUGUCGAACAAAGACAGGCGAUGAUGGAGCGGUUCAACGCGGAUCCCAAGGUGUUUUGCUUCAUUCUGUCGACGAGAUCCGGUGGUGUUGGAGUCAAUCUAACCGGUGCUGACACUGUGAUCUUCUACGAUUCGGAUUGGAAUCCGACGAUGGAUGCUCAGGCUCAGGAUAGAUGUCAUCGUAUCGGACAGACGAGGAAUGUCUCGAUUUAUCGAUUGAUUUCCGAGCGAACAAUUGAGGAGAAUAUUCUGAGAAAGGCAACACAGAAGCGGCGACUUGGAGAGUUGGCAAUUGACGAGGCUGGCUUCACACCCGAGUUCUUCAAACAAUCUGACAGUAUUCGGGAUCUUUUUGAUGGAGAGAAUGUGGAAGUGACUGCUGUGGCAGAUGUUGCGACGACGAUGAGCGAGAAAGAAAUGGAGGUUGCGAUGGCAAAGUGUGAAGAUGAAGCUGAUGUGAAUGCGGCGAAGAUUGCGGUGGCCGAGGCGAACGUUGAUAAUGCGGAGUUUGAUGAGAAAUCAUUGCCGCCGAUGAGCAAUUUGCAAGGAGAUGAGGAGGCUGAUGAGAAGUAUAUGGAGUUGAUACAACAGCUCAAACCAAUCGAACGAUAUGCCAUUAACUUUCUUGAGACACAGUACAAGCCAGAAUUUGAGGAAGAAUGCAAAGAGGCAGAGGCUCUUAUCGACCAAAAACGCGAAGAAUGGGACAAAAAUCUCAACGAUACCGCCGUCAUUGACCUCGACGAUUCGGAUAGUCUGCUGCUCAACGAUCCUUCGACUUCUGCCGAUUUUUAUCAGAGCUCAAGUCUUUUAGACGAGAUAAAAUUCUACGACGAGCUGGACGAUAUCAUGCCAAUCUGGCUUCCACCAUCACCACCAGAUUCGGAUGCGGAUUUCGACUUGAGAAUGGAAGAUGAUUGUCUCGAUCUGAUGUAUGAAAUUGAACAAAUGAACGAGGCUCGCCUACCACAAGUUUGUCAUGAAAUGAGACGUCCGUUGGCUGAAAAACAGCAGAAACAGAACACGUUGAAUGCGUUUAAUGACAUUCUAUCGGCAAAAGAAAAGGAAUCGGUGUACGAUGCGGUCAACAAGUGCCUUCAAAUGCCACAAUCCGAAGCGAUCACAGCAGAAUCUGCAGCGUCUCCAGCAUACACGGAACACUCAUCAUUCUCGAUGGAUGAUACAAGCCAGGAUGCGAAGAUUGAGCCAAGUUUGACUGAAAAUCAACAACCCACCACCACCGCCACUACUACUACUACAGUACCCCAACAACAACAACAACAGCAGCAGCAAAAAUCGUCGAAAAAGAAGAGAAAUGAUAAUCGAACGGCUCAAAAUCGAACAGCUGAAAAUGGUGUGAAACGAGCGACAACUCCACCACCAUCAUGGCGUGAAGAGCCAGAUUAUGAUGGAGCCGAAUGGAAUAUAGUUGAAGAUUAUGCACUACUUCAAGCAGUUCAAGUCGAAUUUGCAAAUGCUCAUUUAGUCGAAAAAUCGGCGAAUGAGGGAAUGGUGUUGAACUGGGAAUUCGUGUCGAAUGCCGUUAAUAAGCAGACAAGAUUUUUCCGCUCGGCCCGUCAAUGCUCAAUUCGAUAUCAAAUGUUUGUUCGGCCAAAAGAGCUCGGACAGUUGGUGGCUUCUGAUCCGAUUUCCAAGAAAACGAUGAAAGUCGACCUAUCGCAUACUGAAUUAUCUCAUUUGAGAAAAGGACGAAUGACUACGGAGAGCCAAUAUGCUCAUGAUUAUGGAAUAUUGACUGAUAAGAAACAUGUGAAUAGAUUUAAAAGUGUUCGAGUGGCGGCAACACGGAGACCUGUUCAGUUUUGGAGAGGCCCUAAAGCUCUAGAAUCUCGAAAUCUGCAAUCUCUAAACGGCGGAAUGCCACCACGACACGAGUCGAGACUCGCCGAAUUCGACGUAAAAACCAAUAUUCGCCUGGACGCCGAGGACAUUGUCACAAUGUCCGACGAGUCGAUUGUCGCCUAUGAAGCGAGCAAGAAGAAGCUACUGGCCAGUCGUCAAACAAAACCCUCACCACGUCAAGAUGUCCGAUUCCAUACGCUGGUUCUUCGGCCGUAUACCGUACCUGUGACAACUGAGUACUCGGCUGCACCUUCUCGUCGUGAAAUGCGCAUCGCUGUUCCACCGCUUCAGCCUUCGGCUUUAUCUACGAUUUCCUCAGUUGCUGCUGCUGCCACGUCUGGGCCACUACCAUCAAUUCAGCAUUUGCAGUCGUCGUCUACGGGCUUGGGAUCUCAGCAAAAUUUGCAAAAUUCGCAUAAUUCUGAGCAAAGAAAUAAUGUGCAAAAUAUGCAUCAAAAUCAAUAUAAUUCAAGUCAAAAUCCGCCAAUACCUAUCCGACAAAUCGGAGCAGCAUCAUCACACCAACAUGAUCAAGGAUCUCAGGGGCCUGGGGGAAAACCACAAGCCUAUCACCUGGUGCAACAGGGAUCACAGCAACAGCAGCAGCAGCAGCAGCAGGCGACGUUACAGCGAAGAAAUGCGGCGGCGGCGGCAGGGUCGAAUGUGCAGUUUAUUCAGCAGCAGCAGCAGCAGCAGCAAUCGGGUAAAAAUUGCGGUCAAGGACAAAGCUUCGUUGUCAUGGGCUCGCAGAGCUCAUCAAAUGAUGGACAAGGUGGAGCAUCGACCGUCGGAGGAGGAGGAGGAGGAUCACAACAGCCUCACCAGCAGCAGCAGCAGCAGCCACAACAAAGAAUACAGUACAUUCCACAAGUUACCGGUAGCGGAAAUAACGGUGGAGGUGGUGGAAGAGGAGGCUACGGUAGUACACUGGUCAUGCCAAGAGGAGGACGUGUUGUCAGGCCAGCGGGAACUCUACCAGGCGGUGGACGUCUGUAUGUCGAUCAUAACCGUCAUCCAUAUCCAAUGUCGUCAAAUGUUGUGCCAGUACGUGUUCUACCAGCCACGCAACAAGGACAACAACGAAUGAUGACAGGACAACGUCGUCCGGCUCCAGCGCCCGGUACUGUCGCCGCAAUGGUGUUGCCGAAUCGAGGAGCUGGUGGAAUUCCGCAAAUGCGCAGUUUGCAACGAGGCAGUUACACCGGCGGUGGUGGUCAGCAACGAAUCAACGUGAUGGUUCAACCACAACAAAUGCGCAGCAACAAUGGCGGUGGAGUCGGUGGCCAAGGAGGCCUCCAGGGUGGUCCAGGAGGUCCGCAAGGAAUUCGUCGGCCACUCGUCGGACGGCCACUACAACGAGGAGUCGAUAAUCAGGCGCCGACGGUUGCUCAGGUCGUUGUUGCUCCGCCGCAAGGAAUGCAGCAGGCAUCACAAGGACCACCCGUACUUCAUAUGCAGAGAGCGGUUUCCAUGCAAAUGCCGACGAGUCAUCAUCAUCAAGGCCAACAGCAGGCUCCUCCGCAGAGCUCACAGCAGGCUUCGCAACAGGCUCCCACAUCGGAUUCUGGGACGAGUGCUCCGCCACGACAAGCACCACCACCACAAAACUAGAAUUUUCCCCUAUUAUCCUAUUUUACCCCCCAAAACUCUAUUAAUUAAAUAAUUUCCUUCCUAUUUUUUUCUUCGUGUGAAGAUUAUUUGUCCCCCAACCAAGGGUGUCGGUUUUUCGAUUUUUCGACGUUUUUCAAAAAAAUUUCGAUUUUUCGAAAAAUUAGCUUCAUAUUUUGGCUAUUACUCUGCUUUUUAGAAGAAAUUUGUAUGUUUUUUCUUGAAAAUAUAAGCAAAAUUAGAUUUAAAAAAAAUCAUAUUUUAUGGUUAAUUUUCUGAACAUAUUUUUCAAUUUUCGAUUUUCACAGAAAAACAUCGAAGAAUCGACAAAAUCGAAAAAUAUGUUCCGAAAAUUAACCAUAAAAUAUGAUUUUUUUUAAAAUCUAAUUGUGAUUAUAUUUAUAAGAAAAAACAUACAAAUUUCUUCUAAAAAGCAGAGUAAUAGCCAAAAUAUGAAGCUAAUUUUUGAAAAAACGAAAAAUUUUCGAUUUUCCAAAGAAUCGAAAAAUCGAAAAAUGACACCCUUGCCCCCAACUAUCUCUGUAUAUUAUUCAUCUAUUAUUGAUUGUUUCUUUUUGUUCCUCGAAAUUUUUUGAAAUUAAAGUUCUCUUCCCCACCCCGAUUUCCGUUGCUUUAUUAAUCGCGAUUGAUUAAUUGUUUUUCCAUAAAUCCCCAACUAUUUAUCUCUGUAUAUUAUUCAUUUAUAUUAUUUAUCUUUUAUCUGUGUCGAUUUACGGUAUCUCCGGGCCGUAUGAUUUUGAAUUCUCUUCUCAAAUAAAAUUGUUUUUCAUCUAA
Molecule: messenger RNA, 8002 nt
Organism: Caenorhabditis elegans
Lineage: Eukaryota; Metazoa; Nematoda; Chromadorea; Rhabditida; Rhabditidae
Gene: ssl-1
Product: Helicase ssl-1
Exons: 17
Coding region: 23-7210 (2395 amino acids)
Cellular component (GO): nucleus
Molecular function (GO): ATP binding
Source: RefSeq, marked reviewed